AAACUUGUUCUUAAAGGCAGCCUAAGAGGUGACCUUUAUGCUCAUUUUAUGACUCUUUCUGUUGCUCUGUGCAUUCUUGUGUCACCAAGACUUAUUCAGAUGCAUAAGGGCUAUGCUCACCAACUACUGGUGUAUUUUGUUAAACGAGGUCGGGAACUCUAUGGCAAUGAGUUCUUAGUGUACAAUGUCCAUAGCAUGCUUCACCUUGCAGAAGAUGCUGGUUGGUUUGGAAGCUUGGAUGUCUGUGCAGCAUUUCCAUUUGAGAACUAUCUGUAUAAACUGAAGAAAAUGGUUAGAUCAGGAAAAAAUGCUUUAUCACAAGUUGUAAAAAGAAUUCAUGAACUGGAGAAUGACCCAGGUGAAAUGAAACCUGCAAAGUUUAAGAAAAUCAUCUGCACUAACAAACCUGACAAUACAUAUAUUUUGGAUGAUUCAUCUUGUUGUGAAGCAGUGGCCUUAUCACACCAAAGAGAUGAUGAAGGAAACCAGAAAAUACUGUGCAGAGUGUACAACAGAACAGAAUCAGCAUUUAAUGACCCAUGUGAUUCCAAGAUUAUUGGAGUUUAUCAGAUAAAUACAGCAAAAAGUUAUAUGAAAUUUAUUAAAAAAAGCGACCUAAAAACAAAGGCAAUUAUGGUACAUAGUAGAAGUGGAAGACACACAAAAAUCCUAGCAAUACUGCAUGAAUUCUGAAAACUAUCAGAUGUCAUUUGUAGUUGUGGAGUUUCUGGAUGAAAAGGCAGUUGAAGUUGUUCCCAAGUCAUGGAUAAUGCAUAAAGAAAAAGGUCUGUUUUGUUACUGGCCUCCAAGGGCAGGUGCUGCAGCCAAGGUGAAAAAGGAAGAAAUCCCAGAUAAAGAAAAAUGGAAUUCAUACGAGAUAAGGAUUUUUUCAUCUGCAGAAACCUACAGCAAGGCCCAGGAACUGUCCAGGAGAGCAGAGGUUACGUCAAAUGUUGAAACAGAACCUGAAGGUCCAAAAAGCAGAGUUACCAAAAAGCCUGCUAGAUAUGACUUCUCAGAUGAAGCUGAUGAUGAAGGCGAUAAUCCUGAGUUCUCCCACACUCCAUCUGUAGCUGUUCUGCCACAAUCUCCUCACCUAAAUGUUGGACUUUCCAAAACAAGCUCGCAUCAUACCAAAAACUCAGUUGUUCAUGAAAGAUUUUCCUCCCCAGAAUGGUCUGAUGCAUCCUUCAAAACCAGAUCCUCAUCACGGUCCUCAGAAAUAAUACAUGUUAACGCACAAGAUUUGAAAAAAAAAUACACAUCAGCUUCAUCAGACCGAGGUGCAACAGAACUUGUACCUGUUUCACAGACAGAGUUUGCAGAGUUCAAGAGCGCUGUAAUGGCAAACUUCAAGACAAUCCAGGAAAACCAGCGGCUGAUGUUAAGCUGCCUACAGUCUUCUUCCAGUGGGCUAGGGGAUGAUGUGGAGGAUGUACUGCCAGCUCCAGUAAGCAGCUUGGAGGAACUGGAUGACCUAAACUCUAAAUUGGCUGAUCAAUCUUUCAAAAGGAAUUUGACACUGUAUUUGUCAUCUUUUGGAGGGCACAGCCUUGGCGAUGCUGUCCGGAGGAUUUUUAAAAAGCUUGGAACUAAUUCCGUGUGGUCGUUUUACAGCCUCAAAGGAAAGAAAGGGAAGCUACCAUUUAGUGAUCUUCCCAUCUGCAAAGUUAUCAUCAGAGCAUGCAUGAGAACCUACAAAGAAGCAAAAACCUCUGCAGUGGAGCAUCAAAUUAGUGAGGCCCUGAAGCAUGCUCCUAAGAGGAAAGGUGGCCAAAAAUACAAGGAACCUGAGCAAAAGAGACGUGAGCAUUUUGUAGAAGAGUCAUCAAAUUCCUCUGACUAGCCGCAGUUGAAACGAGAAGAUGCCAUGGCUGCAGUCUUCUUCUUCCUCUGUUGACAUUUCCGGUCCACCACCAUCUCCUCCUCCAGCUGCCUCUCCCUGAUGCCCCCCUUCACUUCGUCCUGCCAGCGCAGCAGGGUCUCCCUCACCGGUGCCUGCCCUGCAACUCCAUGUCCAUCAUUCUCCUUCCCAUGUAGUCUUCAUCUCCUGAAUGGUACUUUUUUUGCUAAAAUAAAUUUCUCAUUUCAA
Messenger RNA from Portunus trituberculatus (swimming crab), 2092 nucleotides. RefSeq lists its product as uncharacterized. Lineage: Eukaryota; Metazoa; Arthropoda; Malacostraca; Decapoda; Portunidae. The coding region runs from base 683 to 1846 and encodes 387 amino acids. The transcript has 12 exons. The record is from RefSeq and is a predicted model, not a curated record.